AUGUCCGCUGAAGCUGCGACCACCCCCACCGCCACUGACAACAAUGUCAACGGCUCCCCCGAGGCCAACGGUGCCCCGGCUGCUGCCGCCGCCCCCGAGACCAGCACCGAGGGCUCUGGUGCCGCCAACAACCAGCCUCACUCGGCUUCUCUCUACGUCGGCGAGCUUGACCCCUCCGUCACCGAGGCCAUGCUCUACGAGCUCUUCUCCUCCAUCGGCCAGGUCGCCUCCAUCCGUGUCUGCCGUGACGCCGUCACCCGCCGCUCCCUCGGCUACGCCUACGUUAACUACAACAACACGGCUGAUGGCGAGCGGGCUCUGGAGGACCUGAACUACACCCUCAUCAAGGGCAAGCCCUGCCGUAUCAUGUGGUCCCAGCGUGAUCCCGCCCUGCGCAAGACUGGCCAGGGUAACGUUUUCAUCAAGAACCUGGACAGCGCCAUCGACAACAAGGCCCUCCACGACACCUUCGCUGCGUUCGGUAACAUUCUGAGCUGCAAGGUCGCUCAGGAUGAGUUCGCCAACUCCAAGGGCUACGGCUUCGUCCACUACGAGACCGCCGAGGCUGCCAACAACGCCAUCAAGCACGUUAACGGCAUGCUUCUGAACGACAAGAAGGUUUUCGUUGGCCACCACAUCUCCAAGAAGGACCGCCAGAGCAAGUUCGAGGAGAUGAAGGCCAACUUCACCAACAUCUACGUCAAGAACCUCGACACUGAGAUCCCCGACGAGGAGUUCCGCACCAUGUUCGAGAAGUUCGGUGAGAUCACCUCCGCUACCCUCAGCCACGACCAGGAGGGCAAGAGCCGUGGCUUCGGUUUCGUCAACUAUUCCACCCACGAGAGCGCGCAGGCCGCCGUUGACGAGAUGAACGAGAAGGAGAUCAAGAGCCAGAAGCUCUAUGUUGGCCGUGCCCAGAAGAAGCACGAGCGUGAGGAGGAGCUGCGCAAGCAGUACGAGGCCGCCCGCCUUGAGAAGGCCUCCAAGUACCAGGGUGUCAACCUGUACGUCAAGAACCUGACUGACGAUGUUGAUGACGAGAAGCUCCGUGAGCUCUUCAACCCCUACGGCACCAUCACCUCCGCCAAAGUUAUGCGCGACUCCGUGACCGACCGUACCCCUACUCCCGAGGCCGAGGAGAAGGAGGGCGAGAAGUCUGAGGAGAAGACCGAGGAGAAGAAGGACGAGGAGAAGAGUGAGAAGAAGGAUGAGGAGAAGACCGAAGAGAAGAAGGAGGAGGGCGAAGAGGGUGAGGAGAAGGAAGGCGAGAAGUCCGAGAAGAAGCUUCUUGGAAAGAGCAAGGGCUUCGGCUUCGUCUGCUUCAGCAGCCCCGAUGAGGCCUCCAAGGCUGUGACCGAGAUGAAUCAGCGUAUGGUCAACGGCAAGCCUCUCUACGUUGCUCUUGCCCAGCGCAAGGAUGUUCGCCGCAGCCAGCUCGAGGCCAGCAUCCAGGCCCGCAACACCAUUCGCCAGCAGCAGGCCGCCGCCGCUGCCGGUAUGCCCCAGCCUUACAUGCAGCCCGCCGUCUUCUACGGCCCCGGUCAGCAGGGCUUCAUCCCCGGCGCCCAGCGUGGUGGCAUGCCCUUCCCUCCCCAGCCCGGCAUGGUCAUGGCUGGCAUCCCGGGUGGACGUCCCGGUCAGUACCCCGGCGGCUUCCCUCAGCAGGGCGGUCGUGGCAUGGGCCCCAACCAGCAGAUUCCCCCCAACUUCCAGGGCAUGCCCAUGGGUAUGCAGGUUCCCGGUGGCAUGCCUAACGGCAUGGGCUACCCUAUGCAGGCUCAGUUCGGCCGUGGCUCUGGUGGCCGUGGUCAGGUUCCUGGUAUGCCUAUGGGCCAGGGCAUGCGUGGCGGCCCCGGCUACGGCCGUGGUGGUCCCCAGGGUAUGGGUCGUGGUCAGGGCCGCGGCCAGCCCGCCCCCGCUACUCAGACCGCUGAGGGUGUUGCUGGUGGCAUCGCCGCCGCUCCCGCUCCCCAGCAGAAGCAGAUGCUCGGUGAAGCUCUCUACCCUAAGAUCCAGGCUCAGCAGCCCGAGCUGGCUGGGAAGAUUACUGGUAUGCUUUUGGAGAUGGACAACACUGAGCUGCUUGGCCUGCUUGAUGAUGACGAGGCUCUCCGCGCCAAGGUUGACGAGGCUCUGAGCGUUUAUGACGAGUACAUGAAGAACAAGGGUACCGAGGGUGAGGCUGCUGAGGCCAAGCCCAAGGAGGCUUCCUCGGAGGAGAACAAGUCUUAA
Penicillium argentinense is the source of this 2232-nucleotide messenger RNA. It is a transcript of the gene pab1, whose product is annotated as polyadenylate-binding protein. Gene Ontology annotation, molecular function: RNA binding. The record is from RefSeq and is a predicted model, not a curated record. The coding region runs from base 1 to 2232 and encodes 743 amino acids. Gene Ontology annotation, cellular component: ribonucleoprotein complex. The transcript is spliced from 2 exons. Lineage: Eukaryota; Fungi; Ascomycota; Eurotiomycetes; Eurotiales; Aspergillaceae.